Diaporthe batatas is the source of this 432-nucleotide messenger RNA. RefSeq names its product U4/U6-U5 snRNP complex subunit DIB1. Gene Ontology annotation, cellular component: U5 snRNP; U4/U6 x U5 tri-snRNP complex; spliceosomal complex. NCBI's taxonomy places the organism in Eukaryota, Fungi, Ascomycota, Sordariomycetes, Diaporthales, Diaporthaceae. Gene Ontology annotation, biological process: mRNA splicing, via spliceosome. Bases 1 to 432 code for a protein of 143 amino acids. The record is from RefSeq and is a predicted model, not a curated record. The transcript is spliced from 2 exons.
AUGGGAUCCGUCGUGCUUCCCCACCUGCCAUCAGGCUGGCACGUGGACCAAGCAAUUCUUUCAGAGGAAGACCGUCUCGUCGUCAUCCGCUUCGGCCGUGACCAUGACUCAGACUGCAUGCGGCAGGACGAAGUGCUGUACAAGAUCGCCGACCGCGUCAAGAACUUCGCCGCCAUCUACCUCUGUGACAUCGACAGGGUGCCCGAUUUCAACAACAUGUACGAGCUGUACGACCCCUGCACAGUCAUGUUCUUCUUCCGCAACAAACACAUCAUGUGCGAUUUCGGAACAGGUAACAACAACAAGCUCAACUGGGUCUUGGACGACAAGCAGGAGCUCAUCGACAUCCUCGAGACCGUGUUUCGGGGUGCCAAGAAGGGCAGAGGUCUCGUCGUGAGCCCCAAGGAUUACAGCACGAGACAUCGCUAUUGA